ACUAAUUUAUAUCUUGCAAGUGAAAUGAAAACACUCACUUAUUUGAAAAAAAAAAAGUAGUUAUGUUCAAAGUAGACUGUUUAUUUUUGGCCUAAAAGCAUUAUUACGUCUAUAAACUUAAUUCUAACGCACAUUUUAAGCUUAAAGACUACUUUGAGCUUUCCUCGUCUACAACAUUAAACGAAACUGACUACUUCAGCAAAACUUCAAUUUUCAUAAAACAUAAAUGUGAACGUUUUGGUUUCGCGUUACAAGCAACCACUGCAUUAGCGGCGUAAAAACAUAACAGCCAAGGUUGAUCUAAACAAGUUGAAAUGAGAAAUUCAACACUUAAGGACUAGUGCAAAUUGCUAUCAAAAUAAUCUUAGGUUUAAGGUCAGUUAGGUCUCGUCUCUUCCGAAGUUGUUGUUGACAAGUGAACGAACCAAUUAAAAGAACAAAUUGGCUCAGUAGCAUUGCUACAGAUAAGAUUACAUUCAAAGAGAAAUCUUUCUGUUUUCAUACUAAGUCAUUUCAAACAGGAACUAGACAAAAGCGAUAAUUCUGAUUUAGAGAUGACACAGAACACGUUUUUUUGAUUUAUUGAUUAAGUUCACCGUGAGUCGCAUGUGGAACUUUUGCAACGAUUGCCUCCUAAACCCAAAUAGCAUGUAUGAACCGAACAAAAAUCAAGUGAAGUAUUGCAAGACUUUACUUGACAGUCAAAGCUACUUGAUGAAAGAGGAGGGUUAGAUUCUCUUCUCCUCUUAUGUCCUCCACAUCACCUGAAAUGGAUUUUUAAAACGAAUAUAGGAGUAUUAAAUUGGAAGAUUGACAUGUGUUACCGAAAGCCAAUCAGAGCUGAGAAUACCUUCAUCUGUUUAUAAAACACAUUAAAUCAGUGCGCAGCACUUAUUCGCUAUUCUUCCCUUUCAUUGAUAAGUGUUUCUAUUGAGUGAGCCAUGAAGCUUCGUUUACUGAGUGUAUUUUUAUUUGUUAUUUAUUCAAGCAAAGUUAUUGCGUUAUGGUGGUCACUCGAGACGUCAAUGCAACAAGACCCUAAUGUCGUGUGUAAGAAGACGCAGUCAUUCUUCCAGAGAAAGGAAGACUUCUGCAAGUCGAAGCCCGAACUGAUUUCUACCGUUCUAGAAGGAAUGAAAGGUUCCGUCGAAGAGUGUCAGUGGCAGUUUAGAAACAGGCGAUGGAACUGCUCGACGUCCAAGAAUUCUGUCAAGAAAAUUCUUCGCUACGACUACCGAGAGACGGCGUUCAUCUAUGCGAUCACAUCGGCCGGGGUUACCUUUUCUGUCACGCGAGCAUGUAGCUUGAGUCAUCUUCACCAAUGUGGAUGCCGCAAAGUAAAUCCGAAACAGAAACAGCACGUCAUCGCCAACAAUGUCAUUCAGUCGUUCCCUCGAAACGAUUAUCCUUCUGCAGAAAACCAAGUUCCAAGACAGGCAUUUCCCAUCGGCGAGAACGAGCAGUUCGAAUGGGGAGGCUGCAGCGACAAUAUUCAUCACGGCUACACGAUGUCGCGGCAGUUGAUGCAAGAAGUAAAAAGCAGAGAUGGUCGAUCCAUGAUAAUCGAACACAAUAAUGAAGCAGGACGAUUGGCAGUCAAGCGUAACAUGCAAACAGAAUGUAAAUGCCAUGGUCUCUCGGGUUCCUGCUCUGUUCAAACGUGUUGGGAAAAGAUGCCGCACUUUAGAGACGUGGGUGACAGACUUAAAGCCCGUUUCGAUUCUGCCAUCAAGGUGAUUAUAGGAAAUAGCGGAGAUCAGUUAAUCAAAGAAGGAGAAACAAUAAAACCUCCAACAGAACUCGAUUUGGUUUAUACUACCUACUCCCCAAACUUUUGCAAAGCGGACCCCUAUUUGGGCUCUCAUGGCACUGUCGGCCGACGGUGUAAUGAUACAAGCAUGGGAGUGGGAGGGUGUUAAUUGCUUUGCUGCGGUCGUGGAGCAAGAAUGAGAAAAUUGAUCAUAAAAGAAAAUUGCCAAUGCCGUUUUCAGUGGUGCUGUACUGUUGAAUGCAAGAGAUGCAGGAGAGAGGAAGACGUUUUUACUUGUGAAUAACCCUCCUGCUGCUCGGAUACACACUAACACGCGAGAGACAGUCACGUCAAAUGUCAUGUGAACAAUGGUACGCACUCUGCAAAGUUUAUUUGAACGGCUACGAUUAUGUCCAACUUUCAGGAAAAGAACCGCUCCUUAUGACAAGUGAUACCCCAGAUAGAGGAAAGUAUUUAAUAUAUGUUUUCAAAUAUCAAUUUUAGCGGAAUCCAAUCAGACAGCUGGAGGUCACGGCACGACUAAAUUGCAAACACUUGAACGUUGUGUCUGAUAGAGAUAUGAAUACUACAACGAAGGAAUAGUCAUGCAAUGCCGUACAAGGAUUUUUUCCAGUUACUGAACAUUGCAAGUUGUUCGUGACCAAAUGAACGCUUCAAUGCCAAAUUUUCAGGACAAUCGAACCCACUGCUUAGUAGAAGUGAAGUACAGUACAGGAUGAAAACAGUGUCAUCUUGAACGAUUUAGAAGUAGACACUCUUCAUUUAAUCCCCUUGGAGUUGAUUAGCACUAUGAGCUUUGAAGGGGUUCUUUAAUUGUCGACGUUUAUUGCAAACAUUCAAAGUAACAGCAGGGUUUCGGGCUUCACGACAGAGAGCCUAUACAUAAAGUGUGACCUUUCAAAUUACCUUCUAACAAGUGCUCUGUGUCUUUGACUAAUUUAUAUAAACUCACGUUACAACCAAAACAUUCUGCAUUAUUUCAUGUUAAUACCCAGUUGUUUUCUUUAAGGAUUUCACUAAUGAGGGCACAAAAGAACGGAAAGCUUAGUAAGAGCAGUUCAGUCCGGAAAUCGCCAUGUAAUGGCCGGUCACAUCAAACAGUGAGAUAAUGAUAUUUAAUUGCGAUCUUAUCACCCGGAGAGCGUCAAAAUGAAAUCCAGGGAGUUCAAGACACGAGCAUGAUUAAAUUUCUUUAUAAAAAAUCGUUAUACACCGAAAUGAUUAGACAUUGUAACCUUCUCCAAUGUUACCAAAUGACCAAAUUAUAUUGACAAAACUAUCACAAGCCGUGACUAUUCAUUCUCUCUUGACCCAACAAAUUUAUCACUUGGAGCUGAGAAUUUUUGUCAAAAAGCGAUUAGCAAUGUUCUGAUAUUUCCCUUUUGUUUGAUGUUUCUGAUACACAUGCCUCAUAUCCUGCUGCGAUAAUAAGCAGUUAGAUAUAAACAAUAAAUUUGAUUGACUUCUUAUGUGUUUUAUUUUCCUCACAAUAUUCUGAAAUGUGAAAAAAAAACAAAAAAAAACUGGUUUCGUUGUAGAAGCUACUUAAAGACAGUACGUGAAUUAUUUGCCAGUGAUAUUUACGAAAAGUACAAUACCUUUAUCUGCUACUUGCACGAAAGACUUAUGUAAACAGGGCUCCUUGUGAACAACUUCAGGUUGAUUUUUAAUACUGGUUUAAAAAAGAUUAUUCUGUUAUACUGUAUAGUCGAUUGAGGUAUGGUGGCGAUGACUGCGUUUUAUUCUUAGGAGACUUUAACAUUUGCAGUAAUGGUCGGUCUAAUAAAAGAAUAUAAAUACUUUGUAUAUAGGUUUUAAAACAGAAAUAAAUGAAUAGAAUUGUUCUC
Molecule: messenger RNA, 3618 nt
Organism: Stylophora pistillata
Lineage: Eukaryota; Metazoa; Cnidaria; Anthozoa; Scleractinia; Pocilloporidae
Product: protein Wnt-6-like
Biological process (GO): neuron differentiation; multicellular organism development; canonical Wnt signaling pathway
Cellular component (GO): extracellular region
Molecular function (GO): cytokine activity; frizzled binding
Source: RefSeq, a predicted model, not a curated record